AUGUCGCAACCCCGAGCGUCUGCAUUCGAAGACAGCAACAACAGAAAACCCCGAAGCCUGACCUCCUCGUCGGCGAGUCUGCAUUUGCGCCCCAAGUCGCACUCGUCCCCGUCGCCGCACAUCAGCGUAUCCACGAAACGUCCCAGCGGACACACUCACACGUCGUCCAAGUCGCUGAAUCCUUCGCCUCUCAAGAUGGUUACCUCCACAACGAACGCGCAUCAUCACAACGAUGCAUAUUACUACGCGCCUGCAGACACAGAGCUGCAAGGCUAUGGCUGGAUGGCCGCGACCGUGAUUGAGGAUGACGACCUCAUGUUCGGUGGCAAGAGCUUGAGUGCAUGGUAUGAGGAAGACCGGCAGAAGGUCAACAUGCCCGAUGAGGAGAGACGUGGCCGCCAACGGGUGCGGCAACAACAUCAUCACUCGUACUCGCACCACACCAAGUCCAAAACGUCGACGAGCAGCGGGGAGCAGAAGAAACACUAA
Neoarthrinium moseri is the source of this 489-nucleotide messenger RNA. RefSeq lists its product as uncharacterized. Bases 1 to 489 code for a protein of 162 amino acids. The transcript is spliced from 2 exons. Lineage: Eukaryota; Fungi; Ascomycota; Sordariomycetes; Amphisphaeriales; Apiosporaceae. The record is from RefSeq and is a predicted model, not a curated record.